AUGGGCAUCCAGGUGUCUUCCAAAUACCUUGAAUUGACAAAGAAAAAACUGGAAUUGACGCGUUUGCCGAGGGAGCUGGAGUUGCCGGAGCAGAGACGGUGGGACUUGGGCACGCCGAAAGCUGUGCUAGAACCUCUGUUGGAUUACUGGCUGGAGAGCUACCAGUGGCGGGCUGAAGAGGCGCGCCUCAACACUUCGCUCCCUCAGUACCGCACUACCAUCAAACUGCCAUCACUCGACAACGAAGACCAAGUCCAGUCCCUGCGCAUCCACUUUGUGCACAAGCGUUCAACACAUCGGCAUGCUAUCCCACUUCUCUUCUGCCAUACCUGGCCUUCCUCGUUCAUAGAGGUCCAGAAGAUCAUCGAUGCGCUCACGAAUCCUCAGUCGCUACCAAGUUUUGGAGAUGGCGCACAACAGGCCUUCGAUGUCGUCGCUCCCAGCAUACCGGGAUUCGGCUUUAGUGAUGCGAGCUCGUCUGAAACCUUUGGCUUGGAAGAGACUGCAAAAGCGUUCAGCAAGCUCAUGAAGCGGUUGGGCUACGAUCGCUACGUUGUCCAUGGCACCGGAUGGUAA
This is a messenger RNA of Didymosphaeria variabile, 576 nucleotides long. RefSeq lists its product as uncharacterized. The record is from RefSeq and is a predicted model, not a curated record. Gene Ontology annotation, molecular function: epoxide hydrolase activity. The transcript has 3 exons. Gene Ontology annotation, biological process: epoxide metabolic process. Bases 1 to 576 code for a protein of 191 amino acids. Lineage: Eukaryota; Fungi; Ascomycota; Dothideomycetes; Pleosporales; Didymosphaeriaceae.